UCUCUUGGCUGCCACACCCAGAAGGAUGAAGCUGGACUGAGCGAGGCGGAGGCAGGAGCUGCUGGCUGACACGAGGGACACCGGUGAUUUGCAGGUCUGAGCUGGACACGUUCAUGGCUCUCGGGUAGAAGCCAGCCCCACGGCCAGGAUGAAUUCUAUGGACAGACACAUCCAGCAGACGAAUGACCGACUGCAGUGCAUCAAGCAGCACCUCCAGAACCCCGCCAACUUCCACAAUGCCGCCACGGAGCUGCUGGACUGGUGCGGAGACCCCCGAGCCUUCCAGCGACCCUUCGAGCAGAGCCUGAUGGGCUGUUUGACGGUGGUCAGCCGAGUGGCAGCUCAGCAAGGUUUCGACCUGGACCUCGGCUACAGGCUGCUGGCCGUGUGCGCUGCCAACCGGGACAAGUUCACGCCCAAGUCUGCCGCGCUGCUCUCCUCCUGGUGUGAGGAGCUCGGCCGCCUCCUGCUACUCCGUCACCAGAAGAGCCGCCAGAGCGACCCCCCCGGGAAGCUCCCCAUGCAGCCCCCCCUCAACUCCAUGAGCUCCAUGAAACCCACCCUGUCACACAGUGAUGGGUCCUUCCCCUACGACUCUGUCCCUUGGCAGCAGAACACCAACCAGCCUCCCGGCUCCCUCUCCGUGGUCACCACGGUCUGGGGAGUGACCAACACAUCCCAGAGCCAGGUCCUUGGGAACCCCAUGGCCAAUGCCAACAACCCCAUGAACCCCGGCGGCAACCCCAUGGCGUCCGGCAUGAGCACCAGCAACCCCGGCCUCAGCUCGCCGCAGUUUGCAGGGCAGCAGCAGCAGUUCUCGGCCAAGGCGGGCCCGGCGCAGCCCUACCUCCAGCAGGGCAUGUACGGGCGGCCCAGCUACCCCGGCAGCGGCGCCUUCGGAGCCAGCUACCCCGGGGGCCCUAGUGCCCCGGCGGGCAUGGGCAUCCCCCCGCACACCAGGCCGCCCGCGGACUUCACGCAGCCGGCAGCGGCAGCCGCGGCGGCAGCGGUGGCGGCAGCGGCAGCUACGGCCACAGCCACGGCCACGGCGACCGUGGCGGCCUUGCAGGAGACGCAGAAUAAAGAUAUGAACCAGUAUGGACCGGUCUGUUCCUCUUUCCAGAUGGGUCCCACCCAGGCGUAUAACAGCCAAUUCAUGAACCAGCCCGGGCCACGGGGCCCCACGUCCAUGGGGGGCAGCCUGAACCCCGCCAACAUGGCGGCAGGCAUGACGCCCUCGGGAAUGAGCGGCCCUCCCAUGGGCAUGAACCAGCCCCGGCCGCCAGGCAUCAGCCCCUUUGGCACCCACGGGCAGCGGAUGGCCCAGCAGAGCUACCCGGGGCCCCGGCCCCAGUCCCUCCCCAUUCAGAGCAUAAAGAGGCCCUACCCGGGCGAGCCCAAUUACGGAAACCAGCAAUACGGACCAAACAGCCAGUUCCCCACCCAGCCGGGCCAGUACCCCACCCCCAACGCCCCAAGGCCCCUCACCUCCCCCAACUAUCCUGGGCAGAGGAUGCCCAGCCAGCCGAGCACCGGGCAGUACCCACCCCCUACAGUCAACAUGGGGCAGUAUUACAAGCCAGAGCAGUUUAACGGACAGAAUAACACCUUCUCGGGAAGCAGCUACAGCAACUACAGCCAGGGGGCCGUCAGCAGGCCUCCCAGGCCUGUCCCCGUGGCAAAUUACCCGCACUCGCCUGUCCCAGGGAACCCCACGCCCCCCAUGACCCCUGGUAGCAGCAUUCCCGCAUACCUGUCCCCCAGCCAAGACGUCAAGCCGCCCUUCCCCCCCGACAUCAAGCCAAAUAUGAACGCCCUGCCGCCUCCGCCCGCCGGCCACAACGACGAGCUGCGGCUCACCUUCCCGGUGCGCGACGGCGUGGUGCUCGAGCCCUUCCGCCUGGAGCACAACCUGGCCGUCAGCAACCACGUCUUCCACCUGCGGCCCACGGUCCACCAGACGCUGAUGUGGAGGUCCGACCUGGAGCUGCAGUUCAAGUGCUACCACCACGAGGACCGGCAGAUGAACACCAACUGGCCGGCGUCGGUGCAGGUCAGCGUCAACGCCACCCCCCUGACCAUCGAGCGCGGCGACAACAAGACCUCCCACAAGCCCCUGCACUUGAAGCACGUGUGCCAGCCGGGCCGCAACACCAUCCAGAUCACCGUCACGGCGUGCUGCUGCUCCCACCUCUUCGUGCUGCAGCUGGUCCACCGGCCGUCCGUGCGCUCCGUGCUCCAGGGCCUCCUCAAGAAGCGCCUGCUGCCCGCUGAGCACUGCAUCACCAAGAUCAAGCGGAACUUCAGCAGCGUGGCGGCCUCGUCAGGGAACACAACCCUCAACGGGGAGGACGGCGUGGAGCAGACGGCCAUCAAGGUGUCCCUCAAGUGUCCCAUCACCUUCCGGCGCAUCCAGCUCCCCGCACGUGGCCAUGACUGCAAGCACGUCCAGUGCUUUGACCUGGAGUCCUACCUGCAGCUGAACUGCGAGCGGGGGACCUGGAGGUGUCCUGUGUGCAAUAAGACGGCGCUGCUGGAGGGCCUGGAGGUGGACCAGUACAUGUGGGGCAUCCUGAACGCCAUCCAGCACUCCGAGUUUGAAGAGGUCACCAUCGACCCCACGUGCAGCUGGCGUCCCGUCCCCAUCAAGUCAGACCUCCACAUCAAGGACGACCCUGACGGCGUCCCCUCCAAGCGCUUCAAGACCAUGAGCCCCAGCCAGAUGACCAUGCCCAACGUCAUGGAGAUGAUCGCGGCCCUGGGUCCCGGGCCCGCCCCCUACCCGCUCCCGCCCCCGCCCGCGGGCAGCAGCUCUGGCGACUACAGCGGCCAGGGCAACAACUACCAGACCCACGGCAGCUUCGACUUCCCCCACGGGAACCCCGGCGCAGCGCCCAUGAACGACUUCAUGCACGGCCCCCCGCAACUCUCCCACCCCCCAGACAUGCCGAGCAACAUGGCCGCUCUCGAGAAGCCCCUCAGCCACUCCAUGCAGGAAACCAUGCCCCACGCUGGCGGCUCUGAGCAGCCCCACCCCUCCAUGCAGCAAGGCCUGCACGCCCCUCACCCCGGCAGCCAGGCAGGGCCCCCACUGCACCACAGCGCGGCACCUUCCCAGCCGCCCCGGCAACCGCCUCAGGCCGCUCCCGGCAACCAUCCUCACGGCGACCUGACCUUUAACCCCUCCUCAGCCUUAGAGGGUCAGGCCGGAGCCCAGGGAGCGUCCGACAUGCCGGAGCCUUCGCUGGAUCUCCUUCCAGAACUCACCAACCCCGACGAGCUCCUCUCGUACCUGGACCCCCCCGACCUGCCCAGCAAUAGCAAUGACGACCUCCUCUCUCUCUUCGAGAACAACUGAGGCCCCUCGGGCCGCCCGCCCCUGCCCAGCACAGCCCACACUGGCCCCGCCCCAGAGCCGCCCCUCACACCUGCCGUGGGGUCUCCCCGCGCGGAGGGCGGGAGGGGGCACUGUGACAGCCACCCUCGAGUGCCGAUCCCCAGCCCGGGGGCCCCUGGUGUCUGCGCGGUGGCCCUGACCGUGUGCCCAGAGCCUCCUUCGAAUGACUGAGCCUGGAACGCAGCGUGCCCCGGACGAGGUGAGCCCAGCCGGGCGGGGCGGGGCGGUGCCAUGGGACAGGAGACCCCCGCCCUGUGCCAGCCCCCCACCACAGAGAAGCACAAACCUCCGGGACGAGCAGACGCUCCCGUGGUCUGCGGCGCGCCCCGACCGCCGGACUCUGAUGCCAAGGCGCCACGUGUCCCGUCGGGCAGACGGCGGACAGGGGUGGGGGGUGCCAGGGACGGGGCCCUGUGCAGGCAGACGGCCCCACGGCCCCGGGACUCAGCCGGGCACCCACUGCAGUGACCGUGCUCUGAGCUGGGCAGGGAGGGGCUGGAGAAACAGCUUCUGGUUCUGCUUCACGCCCCACGGCCCAGGCGGAGGCUGGGGCCGGAGCGUGGCGCUCGCCUGGGAGAAGCCGUUUCUCCCGCCCGCCUCCACAGGCCCCGGCCCCGGAUCCGGUCGGGUGGGGGCCAUGGGGAGGCACCGGCUAGUCUAGCCUCUGCCCAGCGUCCACCACUGCCCGUCCCUGCGAGCCCCUGCCCGGCCUGCCUCCUCCCUCCCACUUCCCCACCCCCCGGGGAGGUUUCCGUGACCUCCCUCCCCGCCCCUCCACCCCACACCCCUGCUCCCUCCUGCAGAAGCAGUCUUCCUGCUUCGACCCCCACCCCCAUCUUGGGGUCUCCGGGGCGCUUCUGCAUCCGUCCUGCUUCAGACGCCCCGUGCCCCCAACCCCACGUAGGGUCGGGGCACCGUCUGUCUGUUGGUGGUGUCUCCCCUGCCGCUGCCCCGGGCUGUGGGUCUCCGUCUCACGCCAGCUCCCGGGUUGGCGGCCUCCAGCACUCCCGCGUCCCCCACUGGCCUCCCUGGGAAAGCUGCCAGCCGUUUCCCCCCACUCCCCACUUUUUCCCCCCCUCUGUCCCGUUGUUGAAGUUUUUUCUGACAGCGUGGUGUUCAGUAUGCAAAUCGAUUAUUUUAAGAAUUGCUUUUGUAAAUAUCUUUGUGAAUAUUUUAGUAUCGUCUUUGAUAAUAUUCAACGUUUUCAUGACCUGGUUAUUAGCCUUUGCUGGUGUUUUUAAAAAAAAAUGACCUUGACUCAGCGACAAAAGACCGAGUCCUUUUUUAAAAAAACAAACAAACAAAAACAAAAAUGUCGCCAGGGCCGCCUGUCCGUCCGUCCCGUCGAGGAAGGAAGUGCAUGGCCCGGCGUCCACGCUGCCGCGACUCAGAGCCAUCCCGCCCUGGGCAGCACAGUGUCCCCAGGGCCCUGGCAGCCCGUCAGCCACCUGGGAUGUCCGUCCCGCUGCCCUCGGCACCUGCUUCCUGCUGGGCUGUCCCUUCCGAGAAAGCCCUGGGGUCCACGUGGCUCUGGGGUGCUCCCCACUCAGUCACCACCACCACCGCCCAGCUUCCCAAGUCUGCAGCCGGCGCUGGGGGCAGGGGAGUUCGGAGCCAGGACAAGGGCUUGGGGGGGGCCUCCUCCCGGUCACCUGGGCCACCGUGUGCGGCCGGGACGCACCCAGUGAAGACGGCCCUUCCUCAGGGCAGCCCGGAACUCUGGGACCUGCCUCCCGGCCUGACGACACUUGGAGCCAUAAGUCACCUCAGCAAAAAAAACAAAACACAACCUGAGGGCUCAGCGUGCCGCCCCAGGCCGGGCCAGGCCAGCCACCGUGGACAGCAGGCCCAGCCGGGCAGUCACCACCUCUUGGUUUGAAGCUUUACCCACGCGUCAUGUCCCGUAGCCAUUUUAGUUUUGAAGAAACUUCUAAUACUGUCUCCCUCUCGGGAGCCCCCGACGCCCCCGGCCCACCCCAUGAGCCACAAGUCGGCCCCAGCAGCGGCCCCAGCAGUUACCCCCAAGGGACGUGUAUAUAUGUAAAUGAGCAAUAGAGACAAGUUAACAGAUGCAUUCAUGCCCCUGGAAUGUGUAUUGUUUUUAUUUUACCAGACAAAACAGACAAAAAUAACUAAAAAGGCUUGGAACUUCAUCUUUUAACAUGGGAAACCUAGACCCUGUUUGCUAGCGUUGUGAGGUCUCGCCACAUCCGUCCCCUCCGUGUAAUAUACUCUGACCCCGUGUGGAAAGGAAUUCUUUUUUUCCUUUUUUUUUUCUGUUCUGUUCUUGUUUUUCUUUUACCUACAUGUACUACUUAGCUUCAGUGUACUGGUCCUGCCACCUGUGUAUUUUUAGGGUGCUAUGGAAAUAAUGAAAAAAAAAACGGGGAUUUCAGAAGAAAAUUGUAACCAAAUUCAUACUUUGUAUAAUUUUUGAUAUCAUGAUCGCAGGUGACACACACACACGCCCCCACAUCCACACCCCUGUGCAGCCUGCAGUGACCCCGCCGAAGCCGCCGUCUUUGUACACCCAUGUACAAUUGCGAUCAUUUCAUACUUUAAACUGGUCAGAAACUAAUUGUGAUUUCUAGUCUUGCAAAGCUGUAUGUAGUUAGAUGAUGUGACACCGCUAAUAUUUAUCUAAUAAAUAUGUAUUCAGAUGAAACCUGUA
Molecule: messenger RNA, 6068 nt
Organism: Sorex fumeus (smoky shrew)
Lineage: Eukaryota; Metazoa; Chordata; Mammalia; Eulipotyphla; Soricidae
Gene: ZMIZ1
Product: zinc finger MIZ-type containing 1
Exons: 23
Coding region: 149-3358 (1069 amino acids)
Biological process (GO): protein sumoylation; regulation of transcription by RNA polymerase II
Molecular function (GO): zinc ion binding; SUMO ligase activity
Source: RefSeq, a predicted model, not a curated record